This is a messenger RNA of Symbiodinium sp. CCMP2456, 300 nucleotides long. NCBI's taxonomy places the organism in Eukaryota, Dinophyceae, Suessiales, Symbiodiniaceae. The record is from the annotation of a GenBank genome assembly.
GUCAUUGGCUUCGGCAACGCAUGUGGCACAGUGGCCUGCCUGCACGCGACGUCGAAUUCCCGCGACUGGAUGUCCCUGGCACAAGAUGCGCCACUGGAACGCUUCGUUCAGCUGCAAGCAUCUUCGACGCCCGAACAACGAGGCGAGGCGCUGUUGAACGACGCGUCGCUGAGGCAGUCGUCCGAAACGGCCGCGACCUCCGAAGCGGCGCAGACACAAUGUCCAGACCGUCAUGGUCCCCCGUUGGAUCACCAUUUUGCUGCUUUCGCUCGCUCCAGGCAAAAUCGCAUCAUUGAGCUG